AUGCACGGAAGGCCAAUGCCUCGACUCAGUUCGGGUUUUGGCCUUAACUGUGGCAUCAAUCCAACUCAAGCAGCGAUGCACGGACUACAACUACCGAUGGCAACACACCCUGGUUCAAGAAGGAAACGUAGGGUGCUUUUUUCACAGACUCAAGUUUAUGCCCUAGAACAAAAGUUCCGCACAUCCAAGUAUUUGACAGCACCCGAACGCGAGGCAUUAGCUAGUUCCAUCGGUCUUUCUGCCACGCAGGUAAAAAUUUGGUUUCAAAAUCAUCGAUAUAAAUGCAAACGACAGGAAAAAGAACGAAAAAUGACUGAUGGGAGGACGACAAGAGAUGAUAGUCAAACGCCAGCCGCAUCAAGGACACCUACUCCUAUUGAUAAUUGUGGUACUGACAAGAAAACAAAUUUGUCGCUGUUAACGAAAGAUUGCAAAAAAGAUGAGAAUUCAAUUGGAUCGCCAGAUUCUCAUCCUGAACAUUUACUAAAUUUGAGUACCUUUCCUGAUGGAUUGCCCGAUCUCAAAAAUCAUAAUUUUUAUCAACAGGCGAUUUGCCAACAAAGUAAUAUGUAUCAACAAGGCGCUUUCUCUUUUCCGCCAUUUGGUACUCAGCCAUAUCCGCCAACGCAGAAUCCUUAUUAUCCAUAUUAUGGAAAAUAG
This is a messenger RNA of Dracunculus medinensis (Guinea worm), 660 nucleotides long. Lineage: Eukaryota; Metazoa; Nematoda; Chromadorea; Rhabditida; Dracunculidae. The record is from the annotation of a GenBank genome assembly.